CCUGGAGGUUUGUCCUUCCACCGCUCUCCCCUUUUCUUCGUUCUCCUCUCUUUCUCCACCCAAAUUCAAACUAGGGUUAGGGAUAGGGUUAGGGUUUCAACGUCAUGGCCUACGUCCCUCCCCACAAGCGCCACUCCAAGGAUGCCGAGAAGGCGUCGCCGGUCCCGGAAUCCCUCAUCCCCAGCUUCAAGAAGGGCCUCCACCUUGGCUGCAAGCCCGGCGGCCAGGGCCGGCGGGAGAGGGCCAAUUCCUCCCAUCACGGCGGCUCCAAGAUCAUCUACGCGCCGCACUCCAUCUCCUGGUGGUGGCUCGCCGGUGCCGGUGGCGGCGACGUGAUCCCCGCCUCCUUAGACCUGGAGCCUGUAUCGUGCGAGAUCGUCGAGAGGAAGGGCGGCGGGAAGCCUCUGGUUCUCUCCGUCGGAGCGGACCCGCCGGCGGGCUCCGCCGAGGAGCGCCCGUGGGCGUCGAUAGCUGAGAGGAUCGAGCCGGACCUCCUUGCUUGUGCGCAGAGGGCGAGGAACGAGAUGGCUUCUGAGAGCGAGGAGAUUAAGCUAUCGUUUGUUGCUCGCUUUGGCAAAAUUUUCUUUCAUGGGGACCCUUCAGAUUGCCUAAACUCCAUCAGAAAUGCUGCAACUGCCAAAUUAGACGCACGGAAUCAAUUGCAUAAGUCGUUUUAUACGAAUGUUCUUAAUGAAUACAUGGAAGAGAUUCAGCGAUUGGUUGUUCCUAAGAUUGGAUUUGACUUUGAGUCAGAAAAAGAGCAUUACCAUGUGAAGGUAUUUGACCAAUGUCGGCCUGAUUCAACUAUUUCAUGCAAGUGUACAGUCACAAAAGGUGGAGAACUUGAAAUUCAUAAGAUUGAACUCAACCAUGUGCGGCACUUGGUGUCAGAUAUAUCUUGCCUCUAUAAGGAUGUAGAUCUGAGACUCAUGCUUUCUACUAAAAGGAUCUUAAAGAUUCUGAAUGAUGAAGAGAGUGAUGCCCUCGGCCAACUCAUAACUUCUGCAGUUAUAGAUCCAGAUGUGAAAGGGGGCUUGAGAUGGUCUCUAGGAAAGGAGUCUGUGGCUGAAAGGUUCCACAUAGUUGGGGUUUGGCACACUAAAUACAAAGCUUAUAAAAACCAGACGAUGAGGCUUAAGUUAAGGCAUGCUGACCGAUUUGACCAUAGGACUUCCACGGGGGAAUUUGCUAAUGAAGUUACACUAAAGCUGCUUGGACUAUCCAAGCAUCUAAGGGAUGGUGAUUUGGAUGUAAGCCCUCCUACAGCGAUGGUUCAGGAGACAUUAAAAUUUAUCUGGGACCAUUUUCUACUAUAAUCACUCCUUGUUGAUCUUUGUACUAAAAUGCUCCAAAUCAGGUGAUGAGAAUUGCGUUUUAAUUCAGGUGAUCAGAAAUAUCCAAAUCAGCCAGCUGCAUCCUUAAACGUUUUGAGGUGUAAUUUUGAUUUUACAUCUGUUUUGAAAAAGAAAUAGAGAUUUUUUUGUGUGUGAAGCUACAUUAUGUCUCAUUAUAUACUAGCUUGCGUGGAAGUUUUUAUGUAUGUAUGUAUGAGUUUUCUAAGACAUAGAUACGUUCCAUAAAAACUGUUCUUGAGUUUAAGACGAUUUUUGUUUUUA
Messenger RNA from Phoenix dactylifera (date palm), 1616 nucleotides. Lineage: Eukaryota; Viridiplantae; Streptophyta; Magnoliopsida; Arecales; Arecaceae. The record is from RefSeq and is a predicted model, not a curated record.